Molecule: messenger RNA, 654 nt
Organism: Macrosiphum euphorbiae (potato aphid)
Lineage: Eukaryota; Metazoa; Arthropoda; Insecta; Hemiptera; Aphididae
Source: the annotation of a GenBank genome assembly
AUGGUCAAAUCCUACAAGUAUAAAAUUGAUAGUAUUUCAGAAGAAACUAUACAACAGCAUAUAAAACGUCUCAAUUUGAAUUAUGCACAAGGUAUGGUAAUAAAUGAAUGUUUACGAAUUGGAAAAUUUAAUUCCAAAACAAGUAGGAGGUAUUCAAAUGAUUGGUUGCUUACUUGCUUGCUUAUGCAGAUUCGUAGUCCUGCAAUGUAUAAAUUUAUGCUAAAAAAUGAAAUUUUUCCACUCCCUUGUGUACAAACUAUUAAAAGGCAUCUUAGUUUGGUAAAAUUGGAUUUUGGAUUUGAUCCGGCAUUCUUUGAAAUGUUCAAGAAAAAAAUUAAUUUAAAAACUGAACAACAAAAGUAUGGUGUUCUUAGUUUUAACGAAAUGAGUGUUCGUAAGUCAUUGAAGACUGAUCCAAAAACUCUUCGAUAUCAAGUUGUGGUAGACUUUGGUAAUGAUGAUAUUGCUAGUACAAAAAAUGAAGCUUUGGCUGACCAUGCUUUAGUAUUUGGUUUUUCUUCUCUCUGUGAAAACUACUUCCAACCUAUUGGAUGCUUUGCUGCUAAAGGUGCUACCAAUGGUGUGACUUUGGCAAAAUUAAUAGUUCAAGCAAUCCUAUUACUUGAACAUGUUGGUGCUAAACUGCUAAAGUAA